This is a messenger RNA of Botrytis cinerea B05.10, 1075 nucleotides long. RefSeq lists its product as hypothetical. NCBI's taxonomy places the organism in Eukaryota, Fungi, Ascomycota, Leotiomycetes, Helotiales, Sclerotiniaceae. The record is from RefSeq and is a predicted model, not a curated record. The coding region runs from base 115 to 852 and encodes 245 amino acids. The transcript has 2 exons.
GCCAUUUACGUGAAUCGGCUGAAGAUAUAUUCUCUCCCGUCUCAUGUAUUUGUAUUUUAUUUCCUCUAGAGAUAGCUUUUCAUUUUUUCUGUAGUCCUCAAUUUAGCCGUCUCUAUGUCUUUCCAUUUGCUCCACUCGUUCACCCUCUUCCCUAAUCUCCCUCUUGAACUCCAACACCAGAUCUGGUUCUACACUCUACCCGGUCCGCGCCUGCUCCGCAUAGACUACUCUCCUAUCCUCUCUACCGGCCAAUAUGCCACCACCAAGUCCCUCGAUCUCUAUACGACUUUUCCUAGGUCCUAUGGUCGCCAAUUACCCAUAAUACUGCGUAUCAACAAAGCAUCUCGUGAAUACGCCCUCACACAGCUUGUCGAGCGAUUCAACUGUUAUUGGAAUCUAAAAAUAGAUAUACCUUAUAUUCAUGCUAGAGAAUAUAGAAAAUCUGAAGCCAGAUUCACGGUGCAGUAUUUAGCGGAAAAUGAAGGUCUGGAAGGAUUCGAGAACUUGGCGCUUGAUGUGGACUUGCUAAAUGGAGGGGAUAGCUCUGAAGUCAUAUUAGCUGUUCGUAGCUGUCCUAAACUCUCGAAUCUCUUCUUGGCCUAUCCGUCGAUAGGCAUCUGGGACAAUCCAGAAGGUCCUGAUAAUUUGAACCCUUGGGAUAUAGGAUCGCUAUCAGGAAGUAAAGCCGGAACAGUUUUGGGGAAAACUACUAUGGCAAGACUUUCGGGAGAUGUCAUGGGGUAUGUGAAAGAGACUGAUCGAGUGAAGCUUGAGAAUCUGGAAGGAAGAGUGGAUAAAAUAAAGAUUAUCAUGAUGAUUUGGUCAUCGAUGGUUGAAAGCUGGACACCGUGAAAUGGAAAAUGGAAUUAUGAAAGAUUGGAUGAAUUGUGAUAUCGGUUCACUUGAAUCACAUCAUCCCAUAGAGCGGCGGUUAAUUUGAUUGAAGUCUAACUUGGGUACCAGAGCGACAAAAAAUCCUUGGGGUCAGACAUAAUAAUUAUAUGAGAGGAAGUUUUCUGUUGAGACUUCAAAAUUUAACUUAGCUUCAAUUCAACCAGUCUCUGCGUUCAUCACA